Molecule: messenger RNA, 1035 nt
Organism: Vanrija pseudolonga
Lineage: Eukaryota; Fungi; Basidiomycota; Tremellomycetes; Trichosporonales; Trichosporonaceae
Gene: erg6
Product: Sterol 24-C-methyltransferase erg6
Exons: 5
Coding region: 1-1035 (344 amino acids)
Biological process (GO): ergosterol biosynthetic process
Cellular component (GO): endoplasmic reticulum
Molecular function (GO): sterol 24-C-methyltransferase activity
Source: RefSeq, a predicted model, not a curated record
AUGCCUGCCGCCGACGCUCGCUCCGAGGCCCGUGUCUCCAACUACACCAAGUUCUGGAACAAGGACUCGGCCAAGGACACUGAGACCGACAAGUCCAACCGUCUUGACCAGUACACCGACCUCGUCAACGGCUACUAUGACGGUGCCACCGAGCUCUACGAGUACGGCUGGGGCGAGUCGUUCCACUUCUGUCGCUUCUACAAGGGCGAGGCCUUCCUCCAGGCUCUUGCUCGCCACGAGCACUACCUCGCCUCCAUGAUUGGUCUCCGCCCCGGCAUGCGCGUCCUCGACGUCGGCUGCGGUGUUGGUGGCCCCGCCCGCGAGAUUGCUCGCUUCUCGGACGCCAACAUUGUCGGUGUCAACAACAACGAGUUCCAGGUCGGCCGCGCCCGCCAGAAGACUGCUCGCGCUGGUCUCUCGGACAAGGUCUCGUUUGUCAAGGGCAACUUUAUGGCCCUCGAGGAGCAGUUCGGCGCCAACAGCUUCGACGCUGUUUACGCCAUUGAGGCUACCUGCCACGCCCCCACCUUUGAGGGUGUCUACGGCGAGGUCUUCAAGGUCCUCAAGCCCGGAGGAGUGUUCGGUGUCUACGAGUGGUGCAUGACCGACGAGUGGGACGCUUCCAAGCCCGCCCACAAGGCUGUCUCCCACGGCAUUGAGGUCGGUGACGGUAUCGCCGAGAUGCGCACCCUUCACGACGCCCGCAAGGCCCUCAAGGCCGUUGGUUUCGAGAUUGUCCACGAGGAGGACCUUGCUGCCCGCCCCGACCCCGUCCCCUGGUACUACCCUCUCGAGGGUGACAUCUUCAAGGCUCAGACCCUUUGGGAUGUCUUCACCGUCUUCCGCAUGUCGCGUCUUGGCAAGAUUAUCACCCAGAACGGUGUCUGGGGUCUUGAGAAGAUCGGCUUUGUUCCCAAGGGAACUUACGACGUCGGAGAGAGCCUCAAGGUUGCCGCCGACGCGCUCGUCGAGGGUGGCCGCGAGAAGCUCUUCACCCCCAUGGCUCUUUGGGUUGUCCGCAAGCCCCUCAACUAG